AUGUCACAAGAAGGCGCGGAAAUUUUUCAAACAAUUUGUAAAUUGCAAGAACCCAUACCACAAUAUGUGUUGGGUCUCAUCCCUGUUGUUACAACAUUAGGGACAUCACCAUUUGGAUCUUUGAUACAUAAACUGUCUUGGAUUUUUAGAUGUCUUGGUUGUCCUUUCACAGCUCUGUUUUACUACUUGAAUAUAAAAGAUGACCCAGUGGAAAUGUGCAUAUACUGGCUCCCGGCAAAAUCUUUUAUUACAACAGAUAAAAAAAUACUUGACUUUCGACCAGUCGGCCUUCACGUUAAAGAUAUGCUAAUUACUUCAACGCAAAAAAAGAUUAUCGAGAAUUGUACGGCAACAGCAUCUGUGUCGGAUCGAUUGUCCUCGUUAGCAUCAGCAUAUUAUAUAACUGUUGGAAUUAUUGCGGGAAUUUCCGGGGUGGUAGGACCAUGUACUCUUGAAGAUUGGCCCUUUUUAACUUUGUUAUUUCUUUGGACUUUUGGGGUGAUUAUGAAGCGAACUCUUGGAACAGGAAUAGUUGUAGUCAAGGACCCUGAAAUAGAGUUAGAGGGUCGUUUAAUAAGAGUGUUAGAAGAGAAUGAAGACAUAAAGGCUAUACAAAACGAAUUCACCGAACGGGGUGAAGAGUUCACAAUAAGACGAUUUGACAAAAACCCUUUACAUAUAAAGUUUAUGUUUACAUUUACCGCUUUAUCCUCAAUGGCAUUGCCUUGGGUAUCAGUAGGCAUGGCCUACUACACUCCUCCAAUCGGAUUUUUUUGUAGAUCCAAAUUUCUUGCG
Molecule: messenger RNA, 795 nt
Organism: Entrophospora candida
Lineage: Eukaryota; Fungi; Glomeromycota; Glomeromycetes; Entrophosporales; Entrophosporaceae
Source: the annotation of a GenBank genome assembly